AGGCGUGGUAACAAAUAGGAGGCCCAAAGAUAGUCCAUGUUCAGAGAGGAACGAAAGCCUUAUCUUCAUGUCUGUGACUCGGAAUUAGGCGAUGAGUCGGACAGUGAAUUUUAGUGGCAGGAGUAGCUGGUCGACUCUGAAGAUUCCAGAAACGGAUAACCGUCCCUUUUUCUUUUCUUUUUCUUUCUCUUCCACUUCCCGCCAUAAUUCCAUCUCAGAAACCCACCCAAAAAAAAAGAAAAAGAAAAAGAAAUGAAUUGCUCUGCAAAUUUCCAUUUGCAGCGAGUUCGAUUAUCCAGAAAUAAAUAAAGUUGAAAUGGGAGAGAUCUGCUCCUCCUCAAACCCUCUCAGAGCUCGGCCUUCCACCUUCUCUUCCUUCAACAACCUUUUCGUUCCCUCCCACGUUGCAUUCGCAAAGCCUUUGCUCAAAUACACCAAGACCCGCUCCUGUACUCGAAAACUUGGAGUUUCUGCGCCAAUUCGACCACCCAAACGAAACCCAUCCGGGGUUCAGAUAGUUUCCAAAUGCGCCUCGAAUUCGAGCUCUUCUUCCUCGGAUGUUGUUCUCCUUUCCACUAUCGAGUGUUCGGACGGCAGCUUUGUGUUCCGGUUUGGAAAUAAAGACGAUGAAAACACGCUUGCGGGGAUUGAUGAUGAGGAAGCUGAGAGUGCCGCUUCAGGAGAUUCACCGAAUGACCAAAAUGAGCUUCAUUUCAAGGAGAAGAUAGAGCUUGAUAACACUUUAGGACAAGGUAAAUAUCAUCAUGUAGGAAGACAGAGAAGCUCCUCAAACCAAGUACAUAUAGAAGACGGAAGGGUUCUUGAAAGUCAUCAUGGUGAGGUGAAUUCUGCAGGUAAUCUUGUAACAGAAUCAAGUGAGUCAUUAUUGGAAGUGACCGCAUUGGAUAUGAAAACAUCAAAUGUGGAUGAAGAUUCGGCUGUUGUUGAUGAUGAAGCUGAUACGGACACCACAAGCUCAUGUUCUGAUGAUAAUGAGGGUGUUCUAAAUGAGGAAAUGGGUGGUGACUUUGAGGAGAAUCCUGCAACCAUUGGUGACAAUGAAACUAUGACCCAGUUGGCAACUUCUGAAACUCAGGCUGCUGUUGAAGUAUCGGAUAUUGAAAUUGGUGACUCAUCUUUCUCCAAAUCCGAGAUGCAAAUUAGUGAAUCAUGUUUAUCCAAAUUCGAUUUAGAUGAAGAUGAAGAUACUGCUGUUGUUGAUGAUGGUGAUGUUCAUGGUGUUGAUAACGAUGAAGAUACAGACACAAGUGCAAAUACUGGUUUCCAGGUUGAUGAUGUUCUAAAUGAUGAAAUAGGUAGCGACUUUGAGGAGAAUCCUGUGGUUAUUUGUGAGCGUGAAACUAUAAAUCAAUUUUCUAAAAGUGAGGCCGGAGUAGAAGUAUUGGAUAGUCAUGCAUCUCAAGCUAUUAGCAAGGAAAAUGUUGACAUUGAAGAGGCCCAUCUGACUACAGUUGGCACUGAUGAUAGAGUUGAUUCCAUUGAGAAAUGUGAGAAUACUGAAGUGACCGCAUUGGAUAUGAAAACAUCAAAUGUGGAUGAAACUUCGGCUGUUGUUGAUGAUGAAGCUGAUACGGACACCACAAGCUCAUGUUCUGAUGAUAAUGAGGGUGUUCUAAAUGAGGAAAUGGGUGGUGACUUUGAGGAGAAUCCUGCAACCAUUGAUGAGAGUGAAACUAGGACCCUGUUGGCAACUUCUGAAACUCAGGCUGCUGUUGAAGUGUCGGAUAUUGAAAUUGGUGACUCAUCUUUCUCCAAAUCCGAAAUGGAAAUUAGCGAUUCUUUAUCCAAAUUCGAUUUAGAUGAAGAUGAAGAUACUGCUGUUGUUGAUGAUGCUGAUGUUCGUGGUGUUAAUAACAAUGAAGAUACAGACACAAAUGCAAAUACUGGUUUCCAGGGUGAUGAUGUUCUAAAUGAGGAAAUAGGUAGCGACUUUGAGGAGAAUACUGUGGUUAUUUGUGAGCAUGAAACUAUAAACCAAUUUUCUAAAAGUGAGGCCAGAGUAGAAGUAUUGGAUAGUCAUGCAUCUCAAGCUAUUAGCAAGGAAAAUGUUGACAUUGAAGAGGCUCGUCUGACUACAAUUGGCACUGAUGAUAGAGUUGAUUCCAUUGAGAAAUGUGAGAAUACUGAAGCCAGGGAUAAUAGUAAUAUGGUCUGGGUAACAUCAGAGGCACAAUCGAUGGACGUUGAGGAAAUGACUCCUAGUACAGUGGCUGGAUAUGAUGACGAAGAGGAAACUAAAAGAUCAAUGGUGUUAGGUGACAAUGCCCCUGCCUCAACUUGUGAAGAACAAUUAGUGGAGGGUGAAGCACAUGAAAAUGAUGUUGCAGGAUUGUCAAUCCCUGAAGUUGUAGAAAUCAAUUCAAUUGCAGGUACUGCUUGUAGGGUGGAAGCCUCAACUGCAAGAUUUGUAUUAUCUUCUGGUGUUGCUUUGCUGCCACAUUCCUCAAAGGCAUUGACAGGUGGGGAGAAUGCUUACUUUGUUGCUUGCCAAAAUUGGCUAGGUGUGGCUGAUGGAGUAGGUCAUUGGUCACUUGAAGGGAUAAAUGCUGGAUUAUAUUCCCGGGAACUCAUGGAGAAUUGCGAAAGGAUUCUGUCAGAUUGCAAAGGCAUUCAAAUGGACAAACCAGAAGAAGUUCUUAUUAGAAGUGCUAGGGAAGCACAAUCUCCCGGAUCAUCUACUGUCUUGAUUGCUUACUUUGAUGGUCAGGCUCUUCAUGUGGCCAAUAUUGGCGACUCAGGAUUCAUCAUAAUUAGAGAUGGUGCUGUAAUUCAGCGAUCAUCUCCAAUGCUUCAUGAAUUCGGUUUUCCAUUUCAGAUUAAAAGAGGCGACGAUCCAUCCAAGCUCAUAGAGGUAUACAGAAUUGAAUUGGAUGAGGGAGAUGUGAUCAUCACAGCAACUGAUGGCCUUUUCGACAAUUUGUAUGAGCAAGAGAUUACUUCCAUCGUGUCCAAGGCAUUGGAAUCCAAUGUGAAACCUGAGGACAUAGCGGAGUGCUUGGCUGAUAGAGCACAAGCAGUGGGACGAUCCUCAUCAAUGAGGAGUCCAUUUGCGGAUGCAGCACAGGCAGCAGGAUAUGUGAGGUACACCGGUGGCAAGCUUGAUGAUGUUACUGUCAUUGUAUCAUUAGUACAAAAGACAUAGAGCUUCCAAUUAUAGUAAGUAUUGUGUAUCUCUUGUUUGUAUCAUUUAUUUCAAUUUGUAAAUAUGAGAAGCAAUAAAAAUGAAAAUUUAUGUUAGUGUGGUUGGAGAGGGCAAUAUGUAAAUCCUCUGUUCUGUAUUUUUCCUAAAUAAACCUCUCUUUCUCUUUGAUUCUCGUAA
This is a messenger RNA of Ziziphus jujuba (common jujube), 3340 nucleotides long. RefSeq names its product probable protein phosphatase 2C BIPP2C1. NCBI's taxonomy places the organism in Eukaryota, Viridiplantae, Streptophyta, Magnoliopsida, Rosales, Rhamnaceae. The transcript is spliced from 9 exons. The coding region runs from base 317 to 3163 and encodes 948 amino acids. The record is from RefSeq and is a predicted model, not a curated record.